Nycticebus coucang (slow loris) is the source of this 4716-nucleotide messenger RNA. RefSeq names its product erythrocyte membrane protein band 4.2 (gene EPB42). NCBI's taxonomy places the organism in Eukaryota, Metazoa, Chordata, Mammalia, Primates, Lorisidae. Bases 202 to 2274 code for a protein of 690 amino acids. Gene Ontology annotation, molecular function: protein-glutamine gamma-glutamyltransferase activity. Gene Ontology annotation, biological process: peptide cross-linking. The record is from RefSeq and is a predicted model, not a curated record. The transcript is spliced from 13 exons.
AGGGAGGGAGUAGGAGAGAAGAGACCUGCCAGGGAGCUCACAGGAGCAGUGCAGGGAGGUUUUGCUGUUUACAGAUUCUUAGGCCAACAAAAGUACCUACAUCAUUUUCUGUCUGGACAACAUACUCAGAGAGAGAACACAGAAGCAAAAGUUCAAGAUAAGCAUUUCCUGCGGUCAAGUGGAUAAGAGCAGCCUGCAGCCAUGGGACAGGCCCUGGGUAUCAAGAGCUGCAACUUCCAGGUGGCAAGAAACAAUGAGGAGCACCACACCAAAGCCAUCAGCUCCCGGCGACUCGUCGUGAGGAGGGGGCAGCCUUUCUCCAUCACCCUGCACUUCCACGCUCCAGUCCAGGCAUUUCUGCCUGCCCUGAAGAAGGUGAAGCUCAUUGCACAGACCGGAGAGCAGCCUUCCAAGACCAACGGGACCCAAGCCACAUUCCCCAUUUCCAGUGUGGGGGACCAAAAGUGGUGGAAUGCAGUGGUGACGGAAAGAGAUGCCCAGUCCUGGACCAUCUGUGUGACCACACCUGCGGACGCUGUCAUUGGCCACUACUCACUCCUGCUGGACGUGUCAGGCGAGGAACGCAUCCUGGGCAAGUUCACGCUGCUCUUUAACCCCUGGAGUAGAGAGGAUGCCGUGUUCCUGGGGAAUGAGGCUCAGCGCUCGGAAUACUUGUUGAACCAGAACGGUCUCAUCUACCUGGGUACCGCUGACUGCAUCCAGGCAGAGUCUUGGGACUUUGGCCAGUUGGAGGGGGAUGUCAUCGACCUCAGCCUGGACUUGCUGAGUGUGGACAAGAAAGUGGCAGAAUGGAACCAGCCCGAGCAUGUGGCCUGUGUGUUGGGUGCCCUGCUGCGUGCUCUCAAGGAGCAGUAUGUCCUGCCCAUGCCGCACACCCAGGAUGCCCAGGAACAGGCCCUGCUGAACAAGCGCCGGGGCAGCGUGCCCAUCCUGCGGCAGUGGCUCACUGGCCAAGGGCGCCCCGUGUACGAUGGGCAGGCCUGGGUGCUGGCCGCUGUUACUUGCACAGUACUUCGAUGCCUGGGGAUCCCUGCGCGUGUUGUGACCACAUUUGGCUCAGUGCAGGGCACCCGUGGGGGUCUGCUGGUGGAUGAGUACUACAGUGAGGAGGGGCUUCAGAACGGACAAGGCCAGAGAGGCAGAAUCUGGAUCUUCCAGACUUCCACAGAGUGCUGGAUGGCCCGGCCUGCUUUGCCCCAGGGUUAUGACGGAUGGCAGAUUCUGCACCCAAGUGCUCCUAGUGAAAGAGGAGUCCCGGGGUUCUGCGAUCUGGUCCCAGUCAGAGCAGUCAAGGAGGGGACCCUGGGGCUGACCCCUGCAGUGUCAGACCUUUUUGCCUCGGUAAAUGCCUCAUGUGUGGUCUGGAAGAGCUGUGAGGAUGGGACCCUGGAGCUGACCGACUCCAGCACAAAGUAUGUUGGCAACAACAUCAGCACCAAGGGUGUGGGCAGUGACCGCUGUGAGGACAUCACUUGGAACUACAAGUAUCCUGAAGGAUCUCUUCAAGAAAUAGAGGUGAUGGAGAGAGUCCAGAAAGAGAGAAUGGAACACGGGAAAGACAAUGACAUCCAUCCUCCCAGUCUUGAGUCUGCUGAUCCUUUCUUCCUGUUUUUGGAAGCACCCAGCUCUCUACUCCUGAGAGGGGAUGCCCAGCUCUCAGUGACCCUGGUUAACCCCAGCAACCGGGAGAAGGUGGUGCAGCUGGCACUUGGGGUCCAGGCUGUGUACUACAACAGCGUCCUUGCUGCCAAGCUCUGGAGGGAGAACCUGUCCCUCAGGCUCAGCGCCAACCUAGUUCAGAGAAUAACCACCAGCCUGUCCUUCUCCUUAUUCGAGCAAAACCCACCUGAGAACAGUUUCCUCAGACUCACCGCCAUGGCAACACACUCUGAGUCCAGGUUUAGCUGCUUUGCUCAGGAAGACAUUGCCAUUUGUAAACCACACCUUGCUAUCGAGAUGCCAGAGAAAGCUGAACAGUAUCAACCUCUUAUGGCCUCAGUCAGCAUCCACAACUCCCUGGAUGCCCCCAUGAAGGACUGUGUAAUCUCAAUCCGUGGAAGAGGGCUCGUUUACAGGGAGAGGAGCUACAGAUUAAAUUCAGUGCAGCCUGGAAACACUGUGUGCACCCAGGUCCAGUUCACACCGACGCAUGUGGGAGUUCAGAGGCUCACUGUGGAAUUGGACUGCAACAUGUUUCAGAACCUUACCUGCUAUAAAAGUGUUACUGUGAUAGCCCCUGAACUUCCAGCUUAAACUUCCAGCUCUAUCAUUACUCUCCCCAACCAACCCUUGAAGUUAUUAUCUAAAACCAAACAUGGGCUAGGACGAGAAGCUGUGUCUCUGUCCCUUUGUGUUGCUAUAGGUGAAUACCUGAGGCAGGGUAGUUUAUAAAGAAGAGAUUGAUUUGGCUCACAGUUCUGCAGGCUGUACAAGAAGCACAGUACUACAUCUGCUUAUGGUGGAAGAUGAAGGAGAGCCAGUGUGUACAGAGAUCACAUGUAAGAAAAGAAAAAGAGAGAAAGGGGACAGGUGCCAGGCUCUUUUCAACAACCAGCUCAUUACCACAGAGGCACCAGGCCCUUUCAUGAGGGAUCUGCCUCCAUGACCCAAAUACUCCCAGUAGGCUCCACCUCCAACAUUAGGAAUCAGAUUCCAACAUGAUAUUUAGAGGGUCAAAUAUCCAAACUGUAACAGUUCACUUAUCAAACAAGUGAGUCUCCAUUCAGGUUGAGCAGAAGAGUGAGUAAGAACAAAACUAGAUUCCCAGAAAUCAAGAUAAGGCAUUUAUUUAUGUCAACUCAGCUUAAGGAUGCCAUGAAGACUAGCUGUCUUAAAGGACUGAGAGACAAAAAAAAGGCUUUGAAAAGGUAUGAGAAGGAAGGGGGAGGAAAGAAUGGGUAAAAUCACACCUAACGGAUACAACGUACAUUACAGGGUAAUGGGGACAUUUAUAACUUCAACUCAAACUGUACAAAAACAAUUCAUGUAGCCAAAACAUUUGUACCCCCAUUCUGAAAAUUUUUAAAAAGGUAUCAGAUACUUUAAAAGUACAGAUUGUUAGAAAAGAUAUUCAGAUGCUUUUUCAGAGUAUGGUCAGAUUUGGGGGGUUCAGGGGUUUUCACAACCAUUUUACUGCUCAUUCACACAUUCACUAUCUUCUAAGGGAAAGACCUAACAUUUACAUCAUUCUUAUAUUUAUGAUAAAGUGGGACAGUAUUAGCCAAAAAUGAAUUUGUAGCUAAUCCUAAAACUACCUUGAUCAGUGCUAUUCCAGACUAUUAUCUUUUAAGAUCCAAAAUAGGGCCAAGCAUGGAGGCUCAUGCCUGUAAUUCUAGCACUGUGGAGCUCACGAGUUUGAGACCAGCCCGAGGCAAGAGCAAGACCCUGUCUCUAAAAAAAUAGCUAGAUGUUGUGGAGGGCGCCUGUAGUCCCAGCUACUCAGGAAGCUGAAGCAAGAGAAUCACUUGAGCCCAAGAAUUUGAGGUUGCUGUGAGCUGUGACCCCACAGCACUCUACUAAGGGCGACAAAGUUAAGACUCUGUCUAAAAAAAAAAAAGAUCCAAAAACUGACUAAACACAUUUAUAAAAUAUACAACACUGAACCUGAUAACAGAAAUAUUCAGUUAUAGAUAAAUCUUUAUUAGAGCUCUAAAUUCAUUAAGUACCUCACAAUUAAAGCCUGAUAGUAACAACAUGAAUUUUGUCCAGUAAAGUAAAAUAAAAAUUAAGUAUAUUAAAAAAAGUUGGCUCUGUAAGAAAGUAAAAAAGAACUGGACUCCUUUUGUACAAAGCUACUUUUUUUAUGUUAUUCUGGUGCUUUGGAAUGCUUAUCAAUUUGAUUUUAGUUCCUUCUCUUUAUAAUACUGGCUAAAAGUAUAGAAUGGCACUUUAAAAAAGCAAAUUAAAACUCACUUAAGGAAUUUCAACCCCAAGAAUACACUAAUCACUCAAAAGAAUACCUGCUGUUGUAGAUUAUACCUAAAGAGAUGAGAAAGGCAGAUGUGGUGAACUCCAGCCAGAGAAGGAAGAGGCCUGCCACUGGAGAUGGUGGAGACCUAUAUACAUAUACAAGGCUCAGUUCAGGUCACCGGACUAUACAGCCCUACAGGUUUACCCUGCUUUCCAAGAUUUAAUCUUCAAACCAGACUGAUGUAAAAAUAUAAGUAAAUGGUGCUGGUUUUGCAAAAGGGUUAACUUAAAAAAUCCUGAAAUUUAUAUAAAGUCUUAUACAUUGUCUUCUUUGAUUUAUAAAAAUUUGAUAUUUAUAUUCGGGGACACAUGUAACAGGACAAUACAAGUAUUACAAGUAUGUUGGUGGGAUUACACCUGCGGUGCACCUUACAAGGGUAUAUGUGAAACUUAGUAAAUGUAGAAUGUAAAUGUCUUAACACAAUAACUAAGAAAAUGCCAGGAAGGCUAUGUUAACCAGUGUGAUGAAAAUACGUCUAACGGUCUAUUAAACCAGUGUAUGGUGUCCCAUGAUCGCAUUAAUGUACACAGCUAUGAUUUAAUAAAAAAAAAGUAUGUAUAAGGAAAACAAAUCUGCUCAAUAAGGUAGACAAACCUACAACUGAGCUCAAUACCAAUAUAUUUUAGAGGCAUGGAGUAAUGAGUGACCUGGCAUAAUAUUCAGAGGGACUUACUGAUAAGAAUAGUAUUAUGUAACAUGGUGAAGUCCUAAGUGGAGCUUUGGAG